UGUGCAGCCUUCUCUCUGCUGAGAUAAAUGCUUGAGGUCAUUUUAAAAUGGCAACUAGAAUUGCGGACCUUUAUUGUGAAGGUCUAACCGCUGAACAUCCGGUGUCGUCCUUCUUCUCCUCCGUGAACUUGACGCGCCAUUUUGUCCGCUCGCCGCGCCCGUCCGCCGGCGGCUCACUUCAGCUCCGUGGACGCAACUUCGGGCGUUUUCCUUCGCCGUUCCUCCCGUCCACGGUAAACUCACGUUUCACCGGAUAAACAACAGAGUCACCUUUCCGUCCAGCCGUCCCGUCACCGGCGCGUGGCCGUUAUUUGUUUUUUUCUCGGGAAAGCGAGGACAGCAGAAGCCGGGAGAAGCGGACUUUCCAGCGGACCGGCAAACUCCGCCGUCAGCGUCCAUGCUGGUCCCCGCACAGGUGAGCGAGGGCGGGGAGACGGUCCGGUGUGACCGGGUGUCGCUGUCUGCUGUGCCGUCGUGGCUGAUCUGGGAUCGGCCUGGAGGAGUUUAGGCUGCAGGAGCCUCUGUGUGUCCGGAGGAGGCGGCUGUCUGCGGUCAUGAAGCUGCCCUGUUCUCUCUACUGCUCCCUGUGGUUCCUCCUGCUGCUGGGAGCUGGAUCUCUGCUGCUGCUGGUCCGCCUGCAGGACCUCACCGAGACGGUCCAGCAGCACGCCCCAGGCCUGAAUGUGCCGGCGGCUCCCAGGUGGCCUGUAGAGAAGGAUCUGCAGACUGAAGACGCCGCAGCCGUGAAGCUGAAAGUCUCGUCUCGUCUGUCUCCGUUGAUGCUUGAAGACUCUGCAUUCGGCUCCAAACAGCCGGUCACCAAACGUCACAGGAAGCUGCUUCUGAAGAGCAACUUCGCAGCUUCCAGCAGUCCUGCUGGCGGAGAGGAGGAACUACACCUGCAGCAGCAGCAGCAGCAGCAGCUGGCGAGGACUCAGGAGUCCCGGCGCCGCCUGCUGGCCGACGUCUGUGCCAAAUACCAGCCGGCCGUCACCGAGCAGCGCGUCUCUCAGCGGCAGGUGUCACGGGUUUACGUUGAGGACCGGUCCAGGCUGCUGUACUGCGAGGUGCCCAAAGCCGGCUGCUCCAACUGGAAGCGGGUGCUGAUGGUGUUGGGUGGCAGCGCCACUUCCACGCGAGACAUUCCUCACGACGCAGCGCAUUACACCAACCACCUGCGGCGGCUGGAGAGCUACGACCGCGCCGGCAGCCGAGAGACUCGCUCCUACACCAAGGUGCUGUUCGUCAGGGAGCCCUUCGAGCGUCUGGUGUCGGCGUUUCGGGACAAGUUUGAGAGUCCGAACUCGUACUACCACCCCGUGUUCGGACGCCCGAUCAUCUCCAGGUACCGCACCAACGCCACACGCACCGCCCUGAGCACCGGCGCCGGCGUCACCUUCAGGGAGUUCAUCCAGUACCUGCUGGACGUGCGUCGGCCGGUGGGGAUGGACAUCCACUGGGAGCCGGUCAGUCAGCUGUGUAACCCCUGCCUCCUCAGGUACAACUUCAUCGGGAAGUUUGAGAGCCUGGCGGAAGAAGCCAACUUCCUGCUGCGGAGCGUCGGAGCGCCCAGCAACCUCACCUUCCCAGACUUCAAAGACAGAAACCCCCUCGCAGAGAGGACUUCCUCCAAAAUCACCCAGAGAUACUUCGCCCAGCUGAACUCCACAGAGAGGCAGAAGGCCUUCGACUUCUACUACAUGGAUUAUCUGAUGUUUAACUACCCGAAACCCUUCAAAGACCUGCACUGAGCAGCAGGGCUCUGAGGCCGAGCGGCGUCACAGAACCUGAUCACCUCACUGAUCAUGUUUUAUUAAUUCGCCUUCAUGUAGAAAUGUUGUUCUUUAUUUUCAGGUGCUCAGUGACUCACUGCAGCGCUGCCAUAUUGGACAGAACACCUGAACUUUUAGACUUGUUUUAACAGUCGGACCGGAGUCCUGGGUGUUGACUUGUUUACCCACAAUGCAGCUGAUGUGACAGGAACAUGGCUGCCUGGAUGUUUUAUAUGCUGAACCACUUUAAAUAUGCACUGCAGUCACGUUCGGUGGCUUUAAUCUGAGCGGUUUGUUGGUGAAACCGUUUUAAACGGUUUUUAUUUUUGAAGUCCUUGACAGAGUGGCGUUACAGACUCAUCACUACAGUAGGAAUCAGAUGAAUGCCUGAACACCAACUCCGAUCCACAGGUUCCCCCUGACAGGACCGAGCCGCGACUCUUUUAGAUUUAAACCAAACAAACCUAAUCUCUGUAUUUCGGCCAACAGUUCUUUUUACAGACCGGCUGUCUGCUGGAAACGUUUUUCAGAAAUUCCUUCAUGUGAUUUCUCGUUUAUUAUGCUCUCUAAUUACUUAACCCCGACGUUCCCGCAGUGAUGCGCAGGUGUACUCCGUGACAUCAUGACAUCAUUGGUGGGUGCGGUUACAGGUAAAACCGACCACUCAGCUGCAAAUAACGAUUCUUUUCAUUAUCGAUUAUCUAUUGUCUAUUAAACAUCAUAAUUUCCAGAGGCGACGUCUUCAAAUGUCGCGUUUUGUCUAAAAGAUCUUCAGUUUCCUUUGAUGCUAUCAUAGAGAGCUCGGCCUCGACCCGCUCUGUAGGAGAAGUGCACUGAGAAAACUUCUCUAAUGAAGUGGUGCUAUAUAAAUACAACUGACGUGAAUGUAAGACCAAGAAAAGAAGCUGGAACCAUCAAAAUGAUUUUUUUCUUGAAAACUUUACCUAAGCGAUUAAUCGAUGAUCAAAAUAGUUGCCAAUUAAUUUUCUGUCGAUCGACUCGACAGCUCUACAUCUGAUCUCAGAACUGUACCAAGUUAUUAUGACAUUACGUUGAGGGAAUUCAUUAAAGAGCCACUCCACGGCUGCUCUGGCCUCUGUUUUACCUGACGACAGCUGACAUCACAGCUGGGCGUGGUCAGGUGUGAUCUGUCGUACCUGUGACCACGCCCGGCUGGGCAUAUAUAUAUAUAUAUAUAUAUAUAUAUAUAUAUAUAUAUAUAUAAUGCAGUGACAUAUAAUACAAAAGGAAGACUGUGAAAUAGCACAUAAUAAUAUAAAAAUACAAUAAUAACAAUAUAGUAGUAAUAUAGAAUUAUUAUAUAGUUGUAUAAUGCAAUGUAAAAUAAACUAGUGUUAUAGAUAUUUACUUCUUAAAUUACUACUCCCAUAAUAAUAAUAAUAACUGGUGUGUUGUUGCCAAACAAACAACUUUAUUUUGCCGUCUUUUUAUUUGACAGAUGACAGGAAAUAUACUGAACAGCAUCUUUGACCACUUGGCCAUUAAAAAGCUCCAGAAAUGAUUGAUUAGAGGAAAUCAUUUUUCCAGAUAACUGUUGAAACAAACGUGUGAAACUGCCGGCUGGACGUUAGGAGGUCAAAGUUCAGCCGGGACUGAAAUGUCUCCUAACAGAACGCGUGGACAGGAGUUGGUGUUAACCAGAAGGACGGUCAUGGUUAUUAUUAUUGUUAUUAUUAUUAAUAACCCUGACGCGACGUGCUUCGCCGCUGCAGAAGCUCCAGGGUGAAGGUGUCGGUGACGUUUGAACAUCACGUUUAAAGGCCGAGCUUUUCUUUGUAGCUUCAGAAACUUCACUCUGACUCACGCAGAGAACAACAUGCAACUUUACUGACUUCUGUGAAGUUCAUUUUAAAUUCAUUUCUGCGUCUAAUAAACCACAACAUCGUUAAGAAACGAUGGCCGCAGCGCUGCUGUUGACGUUUGGACUGCUGGAUCAGAGAGAGUUAUAUGUAAGUCGGACUGUUUGUGUUCUGGUCGUCUGUAACGAAGAGGAGGAACGACAUCAGUGCAGGUAAACGUGAAGAUGACCUCGAAGCCUUAACACUGCCAUUUCACCUGAUGCGUUACGUCGGUUGUUUGACUGCAAAUAAACGUGUGAGACUCUUGUUGAUAAUAUAAU
This is a messenger RNA of Siniperca chuatsi (mandarin fish), 3912 nucleotides long. Its product is annotated as carbohydrate sulfotransferase 8-like. Lineage: Eukaryota; Metazoa; Chordata; Actinopteri; Centrarchiformes; Sinipercidae. The record is from RefSeq and is a predicted model, not a curated record. Gene Ontology annotation, cellular component: membrane. Gene Ontology annotation, molecular function: sulfotransferase activity. Gene Ontology annotation, biological process: proteoglycan biosynthetic process; carbohydrate biosynthetic process.